Messenger RNA from Eremomyces bilateralis CBS 781.70, 1920 nucleotides. RefSeq lists its product as uncharacterized. Lineage: Eukaryota; Fungi; Ascomycota; Dothideomycetes; Eremomycetales; Eremomycetaceae. Bases 1 to 1920 code for a protein of 639 amino acids. The transcript is spliced from 2 exons. The record is from RefSeq and is a predicted model, not a curated record.
AUGUCCGACUUUGAGAUUAUCGAUGGGCUUGAUACUUGUACCAUCGCAGACCCAGAAAUAUCCACUUCUGGUACGGACCAAGGGGUAGCCCAAAGGGCCACAAUUGCUGAAGGGAAAGUUGAAGCAGAUGCAAAAAUCAAGCGUUGUGACUGCAAUGAACCAGUCCCCAAGCCGGAAGAGAAACUCGGACCAAUGCAACAGGAGAGCAAACAACAGCAAGACGUCUCAAUGACGGAAUUAGCGGGGAACGAUGCUAUCAACUCAAGCCCCGAGGGUGUGGCUGCACCUAUCACCGAGGAUGCGGACGCCUUAGGCGUAAGCAAGGAGCCAUCCGCCACGGGAGAAAGUAGCAUGCCAGUUCCGAUAACCCCUUACACUCUUCAGUCGAAUCAGAAGACCUGCCAUCAAUUUAAGCAACCGGCAGGCCCUACGUUUGUGCGCAAAAUCCCGCCGCCGCCACCGCCGGGAGACAUGCCACCCCCCUUCCCCAUUCCACCUCCUCCACCUGGUAUGCCGGGCAUGCCUGGUAUGCCGGGAAUGCCUGGUAUGAUGCUCCCACCACCCCCUGUCCCUCAGUGGAAGAAGAAGUCGAAGUCGUCGAAGACAAGCGCUGUAGGACUCCCGUUUAAUAUGCCACUUCCUCCAGUCAUGCCAGUUGGCGCUCUACCGCCAGGUGCCGUAAUCCCGCCACCCCACGUGUUUCUCCCGCAAAAGGGGAAAUUACCAGAUCGGACGCGGAGGACCCACCGUUCUCGUCGAGAGGAGUCCGUAUCCGAAUCCCCCCCGCCUCGGCGGUCACGGAGGCGGUCAAGAGCUCAAUCGAGAUCAUGGUCGAGGAGCCGCUCCUCUUCUUCACGGGAAAGCAGCGUCGGAAGAGAGGACGACGGAAAACUCACGCUUCUUACGAGCCAUGAGGAGCUCUCCGAUUGGCUGGGCGAGGGUUGUUUUGUCCGCUUCCCUCCGUCCCUUUCCAACCCCAUGUCUAGUGUGUAUGUUACUCGUCAUGAUCUUAGCCCGGUUGACCUGGAGCGCUACCUCUGGCUUUUCCGUGGUGGCGAGGAGGGGUUUUGGUAUGUGCGUCCGAAUCCCGGCGUCCUCGAUAUACUCUCCUCAUCUAAAGGCGCCGCGAGUGCCUCCACGGUGCUGGUACCAUACAAGUUUCUGCCACGGGAAUCCACUUGGACGGAGAUUACACCCCGAGUGGUGCGCAUCUGCGUAACGGAGGCACUGACAACUGAGCUACCGAACUUCGCGGAUAACCGCCUCUAUGGCUUCCCUUGCGAGUGUCCGCCCACUCAAGGAGACCCCAUUCCCAUCAUCCGUCCCAUUGCAUUUUGCAACAAGUGCGGCACGCGGAUCAGAGACAAAGUGAAACACGAAGGCAUCGUCUACACUAUGGUGCAGACCCGACUGGACUAUCUGCCAGUCGGCACCAAACCUCAAACUCAUUGGAUGGCCAUCCCGCCUCCGCCGCCGCCUCCUCCUCCGGGCAUCCCUCCUCCACCGGUAUCAUCUACACCGAGCUCCUACCCUCCAUCUGGACCGCCGCCACCUCCUGAAGUCCAUCCCGCAAUGGCUCCAGUGAGGACCACGCAUCAAUCUUGCCCACCCCUGGGACCCUGGAGUGUAGGCCCUCCUCCGCAUCCCUUCUCGGGCCCGGUGGGCAGAGAAAAAGCGAAGCAGCAGCAACUCGUGCAUCGGCUGAUUCGUGUCGGUAGCUCGAAAGAAGCGUGUGCCAGGGCCUAUCUCGAUGUGAUCGAUGGGUGGAGCACCGUCAUGGUGGUGGCGACCAAGUAUGAGGGAUCUGCGAGCCGCAGAAGUGGAAAGUCUUCUGGCGAAUGGGUCGGUGUAGAAAGGGUCGAAAAAUUGUGGCAUGUUCUGGACGAUAGCCCCGACGGCGCAUGGAGAGUGUUUUACUAG